UCUUUCGUAAACCCUAACUCAAACCUCUCACUUCGUGGGGUUCCUGGAGAGAGGAGGGGGAGAGAGGGAGAGAGGGGGGAUGGGGAAGGAGAAGAAGAGGAAGGGCUCGUGCGAAGCGGAAGCGGAAGCGGUAGCAGAGCGUGGAGGAGGAGAGGAGAAGAGGAAGAAGAGCCGUACGGCCCCCUCCGAGAUAAAGAACAAGGAGAAGCGGAGCGCCGUGCACGCGAAGCUCAAGCGCGAGAAGAAGAUCCUGAAGCGGAAGCAGGCCAAGGCCCGCGAUGCCGCCUACAAGAAGGCCAUCGAACUCGGCGAAGAGCCUCCGGAGAAGAAGGUGCCCCGCACGAUCGAGAACACAAGGGAGCCCGACGAGACCGUGUGCCGACCCGACGAUGAAGAGUUGUUUGCUGGCAACGAUGCUGAUGAAUUUAGUGCAGUUUUAAAUUGUGGAGUCACUCCAAAGAUAUUGAUCACCACUUGCCGUUUUCAUUCUUCUAGAGGUCUUGCCUUCAUUGAAGAGCUGAAAUCAGUGAUCCCUAAUGCCCAUGACUAUGCCAGAGGAACAUAUGACCUGAAAAAGAUUGUGGAAUAUGCAAAGAGAAAGGACUUUACGGCCAUUAUAAAUGUCCAUACAAAUCGAAGAGAACCAGAUGGAUUGUAUAUCAUUAAGUUACCAGAUGGACCAACUGCACAUUUCAAACUGUCUAAUCUUGUCCUGCGCAAGGAUAUCAAGAAUCAUGGAAAUCCUACAAGUCAUAAGCCUGAGUUAGUGUUAAACAACUUCACGACACGCCUUGGCAAUCGAAUUGGAAGGUUAAUACAGUCACUUUUUCCUCAAGAACCUGAUUUCCGUGGUCGUCGAGUUGUUACCUUUCAUAACCAGCGAGAUUUCAUAUUUUUCCGGCAUCAUAGAUACAUCUUUGACGCCAAAGAGAAAAAGGAGGACUCAAAAGGUAAAGCUACCCAGGCUGCUAAAGGCAAGAAUUUACCUGAAAAGAAAGUGAUUGCUCGGCUUCAGAGAGUGGAAGAGAUGAAAUAUAGCAUGUAUUGCUGCAUGCUUGCAACUCUGACGACAAGCACUCCUGAAAAGGAGUGUGGUCCUCGAUUUACAUUGAAGUUAAUCAGUUUGCAGCAUGGAACAUUUGAUACAAAAGGUGGAGAACAUGAAUGGGUCCAUAAGCCUGAGAUGGAUACAAGCAGGAGGAGAUUUUUCUUGUAGCUUGGAGGUUUUGCUGGAGUCUUGCGGAAAUAUUCUUUUGGUAAAGGCUGUCGUGGAAGAGUAUUUAUAACUUGCGGCUGGUCGUAUCUUGCCACAUUUAUAUAGCGCCCUUUUUUUUUAAUUUUUUUUUUUUUUUUUUAAUAACAAUCUGUUGUUUAGAAAAUCUUUUCUAUGUUCAGAAUUUCUUUUUGGGCCUUUCCUGGUGGGAAUUUUGACUGUGAUCCUGCUUUUGUGGCGCAAAUCUGACAAAUUUGAUGCACCCACCUUAUAUAUUAUCAUCUAACAAAUUCAUACUUAAUGUAACUUCAGUAGCAGGUGGGGAGGAGCUAGCAUUUUUAUCCCGACAAAAGGUUGUUAGCAGUGCGAUGUUAGCGAUAUCCACUUUUGUUCUUCGAUGAUGACCUGUAUGCUGUAUUUUCCGAAAACUUAACCCUAUUUGCAAGAUCUGUGCUUAUCAUGCAUUUUGUGAGAA
Ananas comosus (pineapple) is the source of this 1688-nucleotide messenger RNA. RefSeq names its product ribosome production factor 1. Gene Ontology annotation, molecular function: rRNA primary transcript binding. The record is from RefSeq and is a predicted model, not a curated record. Gene Ontology annotation, biological process: maturation of LSU-rRNA; maturation of 5.8S rRNA. NCBI's taxonomy places the organism in Eukaryota, Viridiplantae, Streptophyta, Magnoliopsida, Poales, Bromeliaceae. The coding region runs from base 80 to 1216 and encodes 378 amino acids. Gene Ontology annotation, cellular component: preribosome, large subunit precursor; nucleolus. The transcript has 12 exons.